Molecule: messenger RNA, 426 nt
Organism: Micromonas pusilla CCMP1545
Lineage: Eukaryota; Viridiplantae; Chlorophyta; Mamiellophyceae; Mamiellales; Mamiellaceae
Exons: 2
Coding region: 1-426 (141 amino acids)
Source: RefSeq, a predicted model, not a curated record
AUGGCCGGGCGCGGCGGCGCGCGGAGCUCGGUCCUCGUCACCGCGCUCCUCGCGCUCCUUCUUCUGCUGGGAACGCUCGCGGGCGGCGCGGAGGCGAAGAGCCCCGGGAAGAAACGCAACCAGAGCAUCGACCGCGAGAUCAAGCACAGACGCGCGCGGUGCGACGUCGAAGUGCGAGAGGACGCCUCGCUGUGCGCCCCGGGCGCGAGCGCGAUCGACAUGGAAAACUGCGCCAUGCGAUGCGUCUCCCCGGAGUGCUACGAAAACGUCUACGGCGACGACCCGCUGGAAGACGGCGAGGUGGACGUCGUGAGAGGGAGGACGUUCCGGUCGUGCGCGCGGACGGCGUUCCGAACCGCGAAGUUACGACGCGGGGAGAAGGUCGGGGCGACGUCGGCCGACGCGGAGAGCGAUGAGACGCGAUGA